UGACGGGUGGAGGAGACGCGUCCAAAAUGGCGGCUCCCAAGCGCCAGUAGCCGGCGCGGCGGGAGAGCUUUUCUCGGCUUUCAGCGCGGCGGCGGUGGCCCGGAGCGAGAGGCGGAGGCGGCGGCAAGCGGCGCCCGGGGUCGGCAGGCGGCGGGUGGCUGCAGGCGCCGCCAUCUUGUGCGUGCGGCGAGGAGGAGGAAGAGGAGGAGGAGGAGGAGGAAGAUCCGGGCACCGGGCGGCGCCAUCUUGGACCCCCCCUUCCCACAGCAGCGCGCCGCCAUCUUGUGACCCCUCCCCCGCGCACCCGGGCACCGGCUGCUCCGCCGCCUUGGAGCCCCUGCGGUAGCGGAGCCGCACCCGGACAGGCAGCGGGGCACCCAUGGCAGGCCUGGGCGGGGGGGGCUCCCCUCCCCGGGCCCCCCCGGGCCCCCCCUCGCUGCAGCCGCGCUGGAAGCGCGUGGUGGGCUGGGCUGGGCCCGUGCCCCGGCCCCGGCACGGCCACCGGGCCGUGGCCAUCAAGGAGCUCAUCGUGGUGUUCGGGGGGGGCAACGAGGGAAUCGUGGAUGAGCUGCACGUCUACAACACAGCCACCAACCAGUGGUUCAUCCCGGCCGUGCGCGGGGACAUCCCCCCGGGCUGCGCCGCCUACGGCUUCGUGUGCGACGGGACGCGGCUGCUCGUCUUCGGGGGCAUGGUGGAGUACGGCAAGUACAGCAACGACCUCUACGAGCUGCAGGCCUCCAGGUGGGAGUGGAAGCGGCUGAAGGCGAAGACCCCCAAGAAUGGGCCCCCCCCCUGCCCCCGGCUGGGCCACAGCUUCUCCCUGGUGGGCAACAAAUGUUACCUGUUCGGGGGGCUGGCCAACGACAGCGAGGACCCCAAGAACAACAUCCCCAGGUACCUGAACGACCUGUACGUGCUGGAGCUGCGGCCUGGCUCGGGGGUGCUGGCCUGGGACAUCCCCAUCACCUACGGGGUGCUGCCCCCGCCGCGGGAAUCGCACACGGCCGUGGUGUACACGGAGCGCGACGGGCGGCGCUCGCGCCUCGUCAUCUACGGGGGCAUGAGCGGCUGCAGGCUGGGGGAUCUGUGGACAUUGGACAUUGAGACGCUGACCUGGAACAAGCCCAGCCUGAGCGGGGUCGCUCCCCUCCCCCGCAGCCUCCACUCGGCCACGACCAUCGGCAACAAGAUGUACGUGUUUGGGGGCUGGGUGCCCCUGGUCAUGGACGACGUCAAGGUAGCGACGCAUGAGAAGGAGUGGAAGUGCACGAACACGCUGGCCUGCCUCAACCUGGACUCGAUGGCCUGGGAGCCCCUGGUGCUGGAGACGCUCGAGGACAACGUCCCGCGGGCGCGCGCCGGGCACUGCGCCGUGGCCAUCGCCACUCGCCUCUACAUCUGGAGCGGGCGCGACGGCUACCGCAAGGCCUGGAACAACCAGGUGUGCUGCAAGGACCUGUGGUACCUGGAGACAGAGCGCCCCCCGGCCCCGGGCCGCGUGCAGCUGGUCCGUGCCAACACCACGUCGCUGGAGGUGAGCUGGGGCGCGGUGCCCACGGCCGACUCGUACCUGCUGCAGCUGCAGAAGUACGAGCUGCCCGCCGCCCCCGCCCCUCCCCCGGUGCCCUCGGUGCCCGCCAACCCCCCCAAGAGCCCCGCGCCCGCCGCCCCCGCGCCCCCCCCGGCGCCCCCCGGGGCCCUGCCCCAGCUGGGGGGGGUGGGGCUCACCCUGCUGUCCCCCGGCCCCGCCGCCCCCCAGAACCCGCCCGGGGCGGCGGCGGCGGCGGCGGGGGUGACACCGGGGGGCACGGCGGGGGUGCUGCCGGCCACGGCGGGGGGGGCAACGGCGGCGGCGGCGACCGGAGCGGGAACGGCGGGGAGGGCGCCCGGUGUCCCUGCUGUCCUGAAGGUCACCGGUCCCCCUGCGGCCACCGCGGGUCCCCCGCUGGUCACCGUGCGCUCGGCCGGGCCCGGCAAGGCCCCGGUGACGGUGACAUCGCUGCCGGCCGGGGUCAGGAUGGUGGUGCCCACGCAGAGCCCCCAGGGCACGGUGAUCGGCAGCAGUCCCCAGAUGAGCGGCAUGGCCGCCCUGGCCGCAGCGGCCGCCGCCACCCAGAAGAUCCCGCCGGCCUCGGCCCCCACCGUGCUCAGCGUCCCCGCCGGUGCCACCAUCGUCAAGACGGUGGCCGUGACCCCCGGGGCCACCACCCUGCCCGCCACCGUCAAGGUGGCAUCGUCACCUGUCAUGGUGAGCAACCCCGCCACGCGGAUGCUGAAGACGGCGGCGGCCCAGGUGGGCACGGCGGGGACGUCCCCCGCGGCCACCAACGCGGCCACCAGGCCGAUCAUCACGGUGCACAAGUCCGGCACGGUGACGGUGGCGCAGCAGGCCCAGGUGGUCACCACGGUGGUCGGAGGGGUCACCAAAACCAUCACCCUGGUCAAGAGCCCCAUCUCCGUGCCGGGGGGCAGCGCCCUGAUUUCCAACCUGGGCAAGGUGAUGUCGGUGGUGCAGACGAAGCCGGUGCAGAGCUCGGCCGUGACCGGGCAGGCAUCGAGCGGCCCUGUCACCCAGAUCAUCCAGACCAAGGGCCCCCUGCCCGCCGGGACCAUCCUGAAGCUGGUGACGUCGGGGGAGGGGAAGCCCACCACCAUCCUGACCAGCACGCAGGCGGGGGCGGGGGCUGCCAAGCCCCCCACCAUCCUGGGCAUCAGCAGCGUGUCCCCCAGCACCACCAAGGCCGGGACCACCACCAUCAUCAAAACCAUCCCCAUGUCGGCCAUCAUCACCCAGUCGGGGGCUACGGGUGUCACCAGCAGCCCCGGGAUCAAGUCCCCCAUCACCAUCAUCACCACCAAGGUGAUGACCUCGGGCACCGGCACCCCCGCCAAGAUCAUCACGGCUGUCCCCAAGCUGGGCGGGGGACACGGCCAGCAGGGCGUCACCCAGGUGGUGCUGAAGGGCGCCCCAGGACAGCCGGGGACCAUCCUGCGGACGGUGCCCAUGGGCGGGGUCCGGCUGGUCACUCCUGUCACCGUCUCGGCCGUCAAACCCACGGUGACCACGCUGGUGGUCAAGGGCACCACUGGUGUGACCACGCUGGGGACGGUGACAGGGACAGUGUCCACCAGCCUGGCCGGGGGCGCCGGUGGCCACAGCGCCACGGCCUCGCUGGCCACGCCCAUCACCACCCUGGGGACAAUCGCCACCCUGUCCAGCCAGGUCCUGAACCCUGCGGCCAUCACGGCCACCGCGGCCGGGGGCGGCCUGGGGACACCCACCAUCACCAUGCAGCCGGUGUCCCAGCCCACGCAGGUCACCCUGAUCACCACGCCCAGCGGGGUGGAGGCCCAGCCCGUCCACGACCUCCCCGUGUCCAUCCUGGCGUCCCCAACGGCCGAGGGUCCCCCCGCGGCCACCUCGGCCGGUGUCACCCUGAGCGAGGCCACCCCGGCCGAGGCCACCGCGGGGACCGUCACCCUGGUGUGCUCCAACCCCCCCUGCGAGACCCACGAGACGGGGACAACCAACACGGCCACCACCAGCCUGGUGGCCACCGUGGGGACAGGAGGGGGACAGCAGCAGCUGCAGCUGCUCUGCGAGGACACGGGCGGGGGGACAGCGCUGCCACCGCCCCCCCGGGCCUGCUCCAACCCCCCCUGCGAGACCCACGACACCGGGACCACCAACACGGCCACCACGGCUGCGGGGACGGCGCGCUUGGGGACACCGGGGGGGCCGCCCUGUCCCACGCAGCAGACGGUGGCCACGGGGACCACGAUGACGGCGCGGCUGUGCCCGCCCCCCGCCGCCGUCCCCGAGGGUGGUGGCACUGCUGGUGGCACGUGCCAAACGCAGGAGGUCACCUCCCCCCCGUGCCAAACGCCCUGGGGGCAGCCUGAGGUGGGGACGGCCACCAACGUGGUCACUGCGGCCACCACCGGGAGCUGUGAGACGCCCGUGGGGACGCGGCUGUGCUCGAACCCGCCCUGUGAGACCCACGAGACGGGGACAACCAACACGGUGACAGUGACAGGGUCACAGCUGUGCUCCAACCCGCCCUGUGAGACCCAUGAGACGGGGACAACCAACACGGUGACAGUGACAGGGUCACAGCUGUGCUCGAAUCCGCCCUGUGAGACCCACGAGACGGGGACAACCAACACGGUGACAGUGACAGGGUCACAGUUCUGCUCGAAUCCGCCCUGUGAGACCCACGAGACGGGGACAACCAACACGGUGACAGUGACAGGGUCACAGCUGUGCUCCAACCCUCCAUGUGAGACCCACGAGACGGGGACAACCAACACGGUGACAGUGACAGGGUCACAGUUCUGCUCUAACCCUCCAUGUGAGACCCACGAGACGGGGACAACCAACACGGUGACAGUGACAGGGUCACAGUUCUGCUCCAACCCGCCCUGUGAGACCCAUGAAACGGGGACAACCAACACGGUGACAAUGACAGCAGCGAGGCCACCCUGCUCUAACCCUCCGUGUGAGACCCACGAGACAGGGACAACCAACACGGUGACAACAACAGCGCCAAGGCCACCCUGCUCCAACCCUCCAUGUGAGACCCACGAGACGGGGACAACCAACACGGUGACAACGACGGGGACACGAUUCUGCUCCAACCCCCCCUGUGAGACCCACGAAACGGGGACAACCAACACGGCCACCACCACCACGGCCACCUCAGAGUCGGGGACGUCGGUGCCACCACCUCGAGGUGUCCCCCCCUGCUCCAACCCCCCCUGCGAGACCCACGAGACGGGGACGACCAACACGGUGACAAUGACAUCGUCACAGCUGUGCUCCAACCCCCCCUGCGAGACCCACGAGACGGGGACAACCAACACGGCCACCACGGCCACCGCGGGGUCCCGGCAGGGUGACACCACCACGGCCACCAGCGCUGCCACCACCUCUGCUGCCACCACCACCACCACGGGGGGGUCCCCGCCUUGUGCCACCCCCCCCUGCGAGCCCGAGCCCGGGGCCACCAGCACAGCCACCACCACCGCGGGGUCCCCACCCUGCCAGGGCCACCAGAGCGGUGCCACCAGCAGCGAGGGGGUGACACCGCCCCCGCCCUGUGCCACCAGCGCCACCAGCCCCCCCCGAGCCUGCUCCAACCCCCCCUGUGAGACCCACGAGACGGGGACAACAGCCACGGCCACCACGGUCACCGCCAGCAUGGGUGCCAGCCAAGAGCCCCCCCCGCCGGCUGCCAACGGGCAGGGGGAGGGGGAGGCGCCCCCCGCUGAGGGUGGGGGUCCCCCUGUGCCCCCCGGGACCCCCAGCCCCGGCCCCAGCGGCGCCGGGACCCCCCAGCCCCGCGCGGUCACCACGGUCACUCAGUCCACGCCAGCGCCGGGGCCGGCCGUGCCGACCAUCUCCUCGCUGACCGAAUCCCCCCCAGCCCCCCCAGAGACCCCUCCCAGCACCGCUCCCACCCCCCCUGGAGACCCCCACCCACCCCCAGCCCCCUCCCCAGCCCCAGCCCCGGCCCCCUCCCCUCCCGGCCCCGAGGCGGCCGCGGCCGAGCCCGGGGGGGGCUCCCCGGAGCCGCUGGCCGUGGUGGUGCUGCCCCCGCCCGGGGGGGAUGGGGGGGGUCCCGAGGGGCUGGCGCUGCCCCCCGAGCUGCUGGCCGAGGCUGGGGGCGCGGGGGGACCCCCGGGACUGACCCCCGAGGAGCUGGCGGUCACCGCGGCAGCCGAGGCGGCGGCGGCGGCUGCGGCCAGCGAGGAGGCGCAGGCCCAGGCUCUGGCCAUCCAGGCCGUGCUGCAGGCGGCCCAGCAGGCCGUCAUGGGCACCUCGGAGCCCCUGGAGCCCGGCGAGCCCGGGGGGGGCCCCCCGGAGCUGGGGGCGGCCCUGGGGGUCUCGGAGGGGGCGGGGGGCGCGGGGGGGGCUCUGCCCCUGGUGCUGACCCAGCAGGAACUGGCGGCGCUGGUUCAGCACCAGCAGCACCUGGCCGAGACCGGCACCGCCCCCCCCGCCACCCCAGCGCCGCCCCCCCCCCAAGCGGCCGCGCCCCCUCCCCAUUUACCCACCGAGGCUCUGGCCCCGGCCGACAGCCUCAACGACCCCGCGGGGGACAGCAACGGGCUGGGGGAGCUGGGGGGAGCCCCCCCGGCUGGGCUGCUGAUCCCCCCCGGGGACGGCCUGGCCCCCUCCAGCGCCUUCGUGGCCCCCCCCGGCCCCGCGGUCGCCCCCAGCCCCGCCAAGCUGCAGGCGGCCGCGGCUCUGGCCGAGGUGGCCAACGGCAUCGAGAGCACCCCCGUGAAGCCGGAGCCGGGGGCGCCGCCCAAGGCGCUGCCCAAGAAGGAAAAUCAAUGGUUCGAUGUCGGGGUCAUCAAGGGCACCACCAUGAUGGUCACUCACUACUUCCUGCCCCCUGAGGACGGGCCUGUCCCCGAUGAUGACCCCUCGGGGGUCCCGGACCACUCUCAGCUGCGGCGCCAGGAGCUGCAGCCGGGCACGGCGUACAAGUUCCGCGUGGCCGGGCUCAACGCCUGCGGCCGCGGGCCCUUCUCGGAGCUGUCGGCCUUCAAAACCUGCCUGCCCGGCUUCCCCGGGGCGCCCUGCGCCAUCAAGAUCAGCAAGAGCCCGGACGGGGCGCACCUGACGUGGGAGCCGCCGUCGGUGACGUCCGGCCGCAUCGCCGAGUACUCGGUGUACUUGGCCAUCCAGGGGGGGCCCGGGGGGGGCCCCGAGGCCCGCGGGGGGGGGGCCCAGCUGGCCUUCAUGAGGGUCUAUUGUGGGCCCAGCCCCUCGUGCCUGGUGCCGGCCUCCAGCCUGGCCAGCGCCCACAUCGACCACACCACCAAGCCGGCCAUCAUCUUCCGCAUCGCCGCGCGCAACGACAAGGGCUACGGCCCCGCCACGCAGGUGCGGUGGCUGCAAGAGUCGAGCAAGGACGGAGCCGCCGGGAAACCGGGCAGCAAACGGCCCCUGGCGUCCCCCGACCUGAAAUCCGCUCCAAAGAAGCCCAAGGCCGAAGGGCAGUGAAGGACCCCCGGGACCCCCCCCCAAAAA
Catharus ustulatus (Swainson's thrush) is the source of this 7045-nucleotide messenger RNA. RefSeq names its product host cell factor C1 (gene HCFC1). Gene Ontology annotation, molecular function: transcription coactivator activity; protein binding. Gene Ontology annotation, cellular component: histone methyltransferase complex. Lineage: Eukaryota; Metazoa; Chordata; Aves; Passeriformes; Turdidae. The record is from RefSeq and is a predicted model, not a curated record. The coding region runs from base 380 to 7018 and encodes 2212 amino acids. Gene Ontology annotation, biological process: regulation of DNA-templated transcription; chromatin remodeling. The transcript has 30 exons.